Messenger RNA from Cinara cedri, 1402 nucleotides. NCBI's taxonomy places the organism in Eukaryota, Metazoa, Arthropoda, Insecta, Hemiptera, Aphididae. The record is from the annotation of a GenBank genome assembly.
AUGUCAAAAAAAGGUGUUUUCAGACAAAUAUAUGUCACGGUAGUUGGUAAGAUAUAAAAAUACUACACAAAAGAAUUAUGAUUAAUAUUUUUUAUUGCAGUACCUAGUAAAUAAUAUAUUAAUUAAUUUAAAUUUUUACAGCUACGUUAACAAUAUUCAUAAGUGGCAUGUGGUUAGGAUGGCCUAGUUCAGUCGUCGAGAAGGCUAUGAAACACGAGAUAGAUAUAAAUGUAACCAUGGACGAACUGUCAUGGAUCGUGGCCAUGAUGGAUUUGGGUAAUAUGAUCAGUCCUCUGUUCGCUGGAUAUUUAAUGGACAAGUUGGGUAGGAAACUCAGCACCUUCAUCCUCGGGCCCCUGUUCAUAAUCAGCUGGUUACUGACGUUGUAUGUGCCCACCACUUGGGCUUUGNAAUAGCCGGAGUCAAGAUCCGCGGGGCGCUGAGUAGUACGUUUUGCAUUCAACUCCACUUCGGAUUUCUGUUGGAAGCGGUGGUCGGGCCAUUGGUCAAGUACCGGACUCUGAACACAAUGUCCGCUGUCUUCCCCGUGGUGUUUACCGUGUUGGCUUUCUGGAUUCCCGAAUCUCCGUAUUAUCUGUUGAAGAAAAACCGACGAGUCGAAGCGGCCCGGUGUCUGCAAUGGUACAGGUGCGAACAGGACGAUGUCAAGUUAACAGACGAGCUACGGCAGAUGGAAGUGAACGUUGAGAGAGAAAUGGAAAACCAGUCAACGUUCCGCGAAGUGUUCACCAGUCCCAAGGAUCGGAAAGCACUUGGGAUCGUGGUGGCUGCGUGCAUCACUCAGCGUGCUGGCGGCAUCAGUUGCAUACUCGCGUUUUUUUCCCUGAUACUUCCCGAGCCUGCUCCAGUCUUUCCACGAUUCCAGUACAUGAUCGUUUUUGCCACGACUAUAGUGGUGAUAACUAUUACGUGCGCGACUUUGGUGGAUAAGGUCGGCCGGAAACCACUGUUAAUUAUUUCCGAGGUUGGUUUGGGCAUUAUCAGCGCUGGGUUCACCGUUUACUUCUACAUGGGCACGUCUUUACGGUUCGUGAUUUUCCCAUACGCGUUGUUUUUAUUGUUCUCCGUAAUGUACUCCGUCGGCGUGGGGUUUAUACCAGUCGUCUAUCUAGGUGAAAUGUUUUCGGUCAACAUCCGUUCGCAUUGUUCGUCUAUCGCUUCUAUUGCGUUGGCCUCCAGCUCUUUCGCUACUAAUAAAAUUUUCCUGUUCGUCUCCCGGACAUACGGCAACCACGCUAUGUUUUUCCUUUUUACCGUUGUCAAUUUCGCGGGUGCCUUGUACUCAUAUAAAUACGCUAUCGAGACAAAGGGCAAAACUCUCCUGGAAAUCCAACAGAUCCUCGAGGAAAAAGUUAAAAAAGCACCACUAAACACGAGAUAA